This is a messenger RNA of Entrophospora sp. SA101, 706 nucleotides long. NCBI's taxonomy places the organism in Eukaryota, Fungi, Glomeromycota, Glomeromycetes, Entrophosporales, Entrophosporaceae. The record is from the annotation of a GenBank genome assembly.
UUCUAAUUCUUAUAAUUUAUAUGAUGAGGCAUCAUUACCAUUGCCAUUGCCAGAACCAAAUUUUCUAGAAUCAAUAAGUCAUUACGCUGGCUUUUAUUAUUCAAAAAAUAAUGAAAUACCAGGAAUCUAUGAACAAAUGGACGAGUCAGCUUUGUUGACAAUAGGAGAAAUACAGAGUCUUGCAUCAGCAAUGAUUGCAAACCUAAAUAAGAAACUAGUUGACAGAUCGUUGAUUGGGCAACGUUGUGAUUUCAGGAUUACUUGUGAUGGCUUUGAGGCAGUUAUUGGACUGCGAUCAGGAGGACUACCCAAAGCCUGUAGUUCAAAAAGAUGGAAUGAUAAAGUCGACCUCAUGGUUGCUAUGCGUGAUGUCUUGCUCCAGGAAGCAAUAGAAAACAAUGGUGUGGGAUGUUUUUACUACAACUUGUAUGCAUUGGAUUGGAAGGCAAGAGGACUGUGGCGGUUAGGCCUCUUGAAGAAGACAAAGUUGCCUCAAUCAAACAAUCAAUUAUUAAUGAUUGAAAAGUUAACAACAUUGCUGUUGCGAAUAGAGUCAACUUUAAACCACAUUGUGACUAUUCGGGAUGAGCUGGUAGUCAAGGCAUCACAGUUGCACCGAGAUCGAUGCAGCUUAGUUCAUUCCAAACCAUACACGUUUGCUGAGCAAGGACGUGUAAGACGUAAACGUAUUCAAAAAGAUAGUUAA